Molecule: messenger RNA, 2625 nt
Organism: Oppiella nova
Lineage: Eukaryota; Metazoa; Arthropoda; Arachnida; Sarcoptiformes; Oppiidae
Source: the annotation of a GenBank genome assembly
CGAUGGUAAGCAUUGUUUGCGUAUUGAAGACAUCACUGAAUUGAUCGCAAAGUGAGUGACAGAUAAGACAUUUGGAGGACAAUGUCCGGCGAGAGUCCUCAACACCAGAACCCUAUUCUCAACGAAUUGAAGAACUUUUUGCAAUUCGUUUGCGAAGAGAAGAGCUGUUCCGUCGAAUCGGUUCUCAACUCAAGUCUAACUCUUGUGACGGGAUGUCCGUCCAGUCGGGAAGCGGUCCUCCAGUUCUACUCUCAGCUCUUCGAUGAAUAUUGUGCUGAAUAUUGUGUCUUGAAUUCAGUGAAUGGGUUGCCAUCGAGUGACAGAUCAGUUGAUGGCCAAAGAGUUGGACCCAUUAUCUCGCGAUUCAUUUCGGCCCAAAAGAGCUCAACGAAUGGUACUCUGAAUGCCAACGAUUUGGUGAACAUCCGGAAGGUUUCCACUGAUUCCAGGCGACAGUCCAUGGAUUGCAGUGAAGAGUCGAAGGCGAGCGCGAGUCUGGACUGUCCUCAGAGUCCAACGGCUGUCACGUCUGCGCCGAUGGAGUCGUUGAGUGACACGAAGACCGACCACAACAACGAGUUGAAUGAAGUGAUGAUUGGACUCGACUUCCAGUUUAUAAGAGUCAGCGAAUCGUUACUCACUUUAAUUGAAAGCGAAUCCAACUCUUCAUUCGCCAAAUCCAUAACCGAUUGGGCGCUCGAAUUGGCCGCGAAGUUGAGCGCAAAAUACGGCGGAUUCGGUCAAAACGUGUCCAACACUUCCCCACAGACUUCCGGUCAGACGGACCCCAAUGUGUCGUUGAGUUCUUCGUUGGCCUUUUGGAUGCAAUGCCCGGCAAUGCAGGCGCUCACAAACCUUACCAUCAGAAGCAAUACCAUAGAACUGGAAGGUCUGGUCAAACAAAUGCUUCAAUACUCACCGCAUUGUGAUUGGAUUCUCGCACAUCUCAUCACAACGAUGUCCAACAACUCCCGGUUCACCUCAUAUAUCGAGCAACUCAUUCAAAACGCCACGUCUUCGCCAUCCGUCACAUGUAUUCUCUCGUAUUUGUCUGAACACAACCCCAGAGCUAUCGUCGCGUCCUCCAAGUCUAACAUUCCGUUUCUCCUGAAGUUAAGCACAAACUCUAAGCCACUGUUAGACCUGUUGGUCGCAGAGGCCACCAAACAAUAUAAUAUAAAAGCAUUGAAUGAGUUGGUGGUGACGACCAAAGCCGAAGACCUCAACGAUAACAUCAUAUAUUGCAUUACAAACGCUGCAAAUGCUUUCGAUUUGUUGAGAAUUGCAUUCGACAUAUCAGUGCACACGGAGGCCAGUGAUGAGCUCAAGAGCCGCACUUUAGCCAUAUUGUCGGCCAUUAUAUCACACAUCCAUUCGUUCGUCUACGGGUCAAAUCAGACGCUGACAAACAGUCCGCCGAUUCUCGAUCUACUGAAGAGCAAUGUGUGCGGACUUGUCGUCCAUUCCGUGAAGACAACGAACCCAUCCCUAAGACGCCUUCAGUUACGACUUUUGCAUUUACUUUGUCUCCAUUACAGCACAGAAUUUGUGACCGAAAUGUUUCAUUACAUUCUGUCCACACAUUUGCAUAAUAUUAACACAAAUUCAUUCAAGAAUCCAGUUUCCAAUCCACUGUUAUCUCCAUUAAUGAAAUCAUUGAAACUUCAAUUCGGAACUCAAAUGCAUAGCUGUUUGAGUGAUACUCUGCGCCUACCCUUUGAAAAGAGUGUCAACUAUUGGGCUCACCUUUUGGCUGCUGUGGAGGCCGAGUCCAACAAUUGUCUGGACAGCGAACUCGACGUCUAUAUGGAAACACUGAUCACAUGCCAGAAGUCGAUGACUAUUUUAGCCAAAUGUUAUGACAUUAACCAACACAUCCUCUCACGAACUCUGCUUGAAUUAAGUCUUGAAAAGAAUCAUCUGUUUUGCAAAACUCCGAACAAAAAUCAGUUAAAAUCAAAGAUCUCUUCGUUUGCGGCAAUAAAUCUGAUGAAAGAGAACUGUUCCUACGAUUUGGGUAAUUCUAAGUCCAGGAAAAUACCACUCAUUUCCAACAAACCAGACAUCGAUUUCAAUCAUUUGAAUUCAAAUGAAGAGACUUUAAUAGUGAACCAACAGUUAGUUUUAGACGCUUUUCGGUGUUGUGUCAAAAAGAAAGAUAUGACAUCAUUUGCCAAACUUUUGGUUCAAUGCGUUUCACCCGAUCUUCUAUUCAAUGAGAACCUGUGGGGCGACGAAGACCCCAGAGAUGGACAGCUUCAGAGUCUUCGGAUUACAAUAGAGAGAGAUCUGUUUAUUUGGCGCGCCUUUAACGCCAACCCUUUGCUCUGGGAUUUAUGUGAACUCAUUGGUAAAGCCGAGUGUUUGAAUCACUGUCUGGUAUUAAUCCGGGCCCUCAUGACUGUCCAGCGAACUCAUUGGGCAUCCACUUCGUUGACCAAAGAAAAUAUUUUCGAAACUCAACGACUGUUGACUCUGUUGUCGAGUACAGGUAUUCUUCCGGCCGAACCGUUCAGUCAUGUGGCGGCUGUGUUGUCACAAUUGCAGGCCUGGGAGGUGUCCUGUAUUCUCAAUGAUAUCUGUAAAUACCUUAAAGACUCGACUUUGGGUCAAUUGGAUGCUUGA